Pseudomassariella vexata is the source of this 990-nucleotide messenger RNA. RefSeq lists its product as uncharacterized. The transcript has 2 exons. The record is from RefSeq and is a predicted model, not a curated record. Bases 1 to 990 code for a protein of 329 amino acids. NCBI's taxonomy places the organism in Eukaryota, Fungi, Ascomycota, Sordariomycetes, Amphisphaeriales, Pseudomassariaceae.
AUGAGUUGGAUGGACAGCUGGUCGAGACCUUUCAAGUCCCAAGCUACACCCGCGCCCUACUAUCUGCUUCCAAGAGGGGAGUCAACACCCUACUGCCACUCCUGUGGGCGCGUCAUCGGCAGUCGCAGAACCGCGGCAGCCGCGAACGCCAAGUCGGAGGCCAAAUACUGCUCCAGCCGGUGCCGGACGCAGAAGCCUGGAAAAAUUGACCGGGAUAUCGAGAGGGCUUUCGUGAAAUUUCUACUGGGGCAUGAAGGCGGGGAUGGAUCGGCGGCGGCGGGGGAUACGGCGAGUAAACGUGAGGCACACGGUGAUGGCCGAGGGAACUCCGAGUGGGCUAACCAUGCGGGCGUUGGGGCGAAGAAGCAUAAUGCUAUUGGUAAGAAGAUGAAAGGCGACCCGAGGAUCAUGGUGUCUUGCAGUACGGUGGAGAAGUACGUCUUUGGCAUCUCCGAGCAGAUGGACGACCAGGCUUCAUCAACGCGGUCGGGGUCUCCUGAGCCUAGUCUUGACAAUACAGAAGGGAAUUCAAGCAUGGAAUCAGAUAACCCAGCUGUAGUAGCAAUAGCCGCAUACCCAGCUUCAGAGGACGUAGCCGCGGGCACUGUCACAAGUGACAACAACAAUGAAUCCUCCCGAUACAUCGACGGUGACGUGCUGGCCCGCCUGUCGAUCCGCAGCGGGACGCGGAUCCGCCCGCCACAGUCGGUGUCGGAGGUGAACGGCAGUGUGGGCGGGGAGAAGGGGAGGGCAGAGAGGAUAGAAGAGACGGAGGAGAUGCUGGAGAAGCGGAGGGUGGGGCAGAGGAGGGCUAAGGAGAGGGAGAUGGUUAGAUGUGCAGCGAGGCGGGGGGUGGUGUUUGGGUUUGUGCUGGGGGAGGGAAGGGUGGAUGAGGAGGAGAAGAAACGGUUGUGCGAGGCGGUCAUGGUGGGGAAGGUCGUUGAGCCUAGUUUUGCGAAGGGGGACUGGGCUAUUCGAUGGAGAGAGUAG